Molecule: messenger RNA, 861 nt
Organism: Penicillium maclennaniae
Lineage: Eukaryota; Fungi; Ascomycota; Eurotiomycetes; Eurotiales; Aspergillaceae
Product: phosphotransferase family protein
Exons: 3
Coding region: 1-861 (286 amino acids)
Source: RefSeq, a predicted model, not a curated record
AUGUCUGACGGUUCAAUUCGACAAGGCAUUGACCAAGCUGCACUGGAUAAAUACCUGCAGCAAAAUCUCCCCCAUAUCGACCUACCCUUGAGGCUUCGCCAGUUUGGUGAUGGACAGUCGAAUCCAACCUAUCUGCUCAUCUCGCCGUCUGGUCAGCGGCAUGUUCUCAGGAAACAACCGCCUGGCAGCCUGCUGUCCGGGUCUGCUCACAGGAUUGACCGGGAGUACAUGGUCCUGAAGGCUCUUGGAAGCACUGAAGUUCCUGUCCCAAGAGUCCUUCGAAUGUGUCAUGACGCGAGUGUACUCGGAACCCCUUUUUAUGUGAUGGAGUUCUUAGAUGGGCGAAUCAUCACCGACCCCCUCCUAGCCGAAAUUAAAGAAGAGCACCGGUACGCCAUGUGGCGGAAUGCUGCGCGAGUGCUCUCAAAAAUCCAUUCCACUGACAUAGAAGCUGUCGGAUUGGGAACGUUUGGUAGUCGAUCUUCAUUUUAUAAACGCCAAUCAAAAACCUUUACAAAAAUCUCCACUGCACAGCAAAAAGUGAAGGACCCCAGCACAGGGACACCGAUCGAGUCCGUGCCACACUUCAAAGAUUUGGUUGCGUUCUAUGAAGACGUCAACCAUGCUCCAGUUCAACGAACAAGUCUGGUUCACGGAGAUUAUCGCAUUGGUAACUUGAUGUGGCAUAAGACAGAGCCUCGGGUGAUUGGCGUUUUGGAUUGGGAGCUAAGCACUAUUGGUCAUCCACUGUCUGACGUUGCCAGCCUGAUAGACCCUUACUCGCGGUAUUACUUCGGGCAGAAAGCCACACAACAUGACAACCCCCGCAAUGACAAAUUCGGCACCGAUGGGCAUCCCUAA